AUGGGCCAGAAAAUCUCAGGGAAUAUAAAGUCUGUGGAUGUGAGGGAACCAGCCUACAGGCCAGUUAAGCGAGAGUUGCGAGGUCCUGACUUUUGUAAACCAACUCGGCUUGACAUGCUACUGGAUAUGCCGUCGGCUUCUCGAGAAGUUCAGCUAAAACAUGCCUGGAACAACGAGGACCGUUCUCUGAACAUUUUUGUAAAAGAAGAUGACAAGGUAACCUUUCACAGACACCCAGUAGCCCAAAGCACAGAUUGUAUCCGAGGUAAAAUUGGGUACACACGAGGGCUUCACGUUUGGCAGAUUCACUGGCCUACGAGACAAAGAGGAACACAUGCAGUGGUUGGAGUGGCAACGGCUGAAGCUCCAUUGCAUUCUGUGGGAUACACCUCAUUAGUUGGCAGUAAUAAUGAAUCAUGGGGUUGGGACUUGGGUCGCAACAAACUAUAUCACAAUAGUAAAAACCAGCCAGGACUAACCUAUCCGGUGUUUUUGGAGCCAGAUGAAUCAUUUGUACUGCCAGAUAGUUUCUUGGUGGUUUUGGAUAUGGAUGAAGGAACAUUGAGUUUCAUAGUUGAUGGACAAUAUCUGGGUGUGGCUUUCCGAAGUCUGAAAGGGAAAAAACUGUACCCAAUAGUCAGUGCAGUCUGGGGGCACUGCGAGAUAACAAUGAGAUACAUCAACGGACUUGACCCGGAACCAUUGCCUUUAAUGGACUUGUGUCGAAGAUCCAUUCGCCUUUCUCUUGGCAAGGAACGAUUGCAUGAAAUAGAGACCCUACCCAUGCCUGUUUCUCUGAAGAAUUAUUUGCAGUACCAGUGAUGAAUAAACUGGGACUAAGCUGGAAAAUCAAUGCAAAGAGAUGAAAAGCUAUGGUUUACAUCAAAUUUUAAUCUGUGGAGGACCCAUGGUUGUUUGAAAUAUUGUGACUUCCAAAUAGGCGAUGCUUAGAUAGGAAUUAGAGGAGAACCUGUCAUAUGAAUUAAGAGGAUUAUUUUCAACCAGUGUUAAAGGUAUUCCUAUUUUAGCAGUAAAACAGUACCUCAUUACAAAAUCCUCUUAAUCCAAGAAACUGCUUUAUAUGCAUUUGUAAUUUUAGCCUGUUGUCCCUACGAAGCCUAGAUUGUUCAAAUGCUCCCUGUAAUAUUCAGCAGGUUGUAGCUUGAGGAUAUUGCCUUGUAAUUGUUUUGUAUUUUUUUCCUGUUUAAAACUGAACAUGCAGGUUGAAGAGAUUCUUGAAUUCAGUAAUCAGCUAACAGGGACCUCUGGGGCAAUUACAGUAGUUGUUUUUAAAUGCGGGGGUAUUAGCUUGUAUACUAGUACUGUGCUAUUAUUUUUAGCAUGACUGUCAUAUUUAACUGAUUGAGAUCUGGUUUUCAACAGAUGAAGAGAAAACAUAUGCCUUGAAGCCAGUAUGCACGAGCUUCUACUUAUUGCAAAAUUUCCUGUGAAGUUCUGCAUGAAUUUGAAAAGAAACUACUGAGAGAUCACACAAUAUUCACUGUUACAAAGCUCAAGUCACUUUUUAUUUUGAACAAAGUUUUUCCAGAACUGUUUUACUUCAUUCAACUUAAAAACUUUGUUCACUGCAAUGUACUAGUACGUGUGUGGAAUAGUUUUAUCUGUGCAGAGACUGUAUUAUAAUAACCCUGCUCCAUACCAGUCCCUUCACUGGUGAGCUGCAGUCAUUUUCACUUCUGCAUAGGUCAGAUCUUUUUAAGAUGCUGCUGCUUAACUUUCUUAGACCUGUUUUAAAGUUAUUUAGUUUUUAAACUGGAAAUUGUUGCAGUUGCAGGGUGUCGAAUGUAAGGACGGUGCUGCCUUCAGAAUUUUAAAUGUGAACUAACCGAAUGAAGAAGUUUCUAAUAAAGUUUACUGUCCAAA
Molecule: messenger RNA, 1884 nt
Organism: Carcharodon carcharias (great white shark)
Lineage: Eukaryota; Metazoa; Chordata; Chondrichthyes; Lamniformes; Lamnidae
Product: SPRY domain-containing SOCS box protein 1-like
Exons: 2
Coding region: 1-822 (273 amino acids)
Biological process (GO): intracellular signal transduction; proteasome-mediated ubiquitin-dependent protein catabolic process
Cellular component (GO): SCF ubiquitin ligase complex
Molecular function (GO): protein binding
Source: RefSeq, a predicted model, not a curated record